AUGUUGCUUGAACAGAAAAAAGAGGUACAGACUGAUGUCUUCUUUGCAUGCUUAGCGUAUGUUUACCCGAUCGCAGUUUUUAUUUAUUUAUUUAUUAGGUUUUGUCGUCCAAAUUGGAGGUCAAAAAAGCAGAUGUACAGUUAGUAGUUUGCUGGUGCCAAAUGUUAUCCGUUCCUGAUGAAAUUUGGCAUGCUCAAUAGUCUAUCAUGUUUUGCGUGUUCCUUGUGGUUUCAGUGCAAAUAUUCUUUUGCUUUUUAAAAGAAAUUAUGAGCAAAUUUUAAAAUUUCAUCUGGUCACGUGACCAGUCACGUUUUGCCGUUUACUCCACGACAGUGCGAGAUUGAAACUCAAAAUUUCUAUAUUUUUAUUUAAAACAUCAUAUUGGUUUUCCCGAUUAUUAUCCCAUUCGUACUUUAAUUCUGGUAGCUGUAGUUAUAUGACGUCAUCAUGAAAAUGUGCAAACGAACUGAAGCUAUCACUUUGGAGAAUACUGAGGAGAGAACGAUAAAAUAUUCAUUAUAGGAAAUAGGAAUAAGAAGCCGAUUUUGAAUGACAUAAUAUAUAUAUACAGUAUUUGCACUUUGUAAAAGCUCAAUUCACAUUAUUUUGAGAAAGUUGCAAACUUUUUGCAACUUUGGUAUGUAUAAUCGUGAGAAUCUAAAACAGAAAAAUUAGAAAGCACAAUCAAUUUAAAUUGUCGUUUGCAAAUAGAUUAAUUUUUAACUAUAACCUAUUCAUAUGAUGUAAACUUUACUAAUGUAUUCUUAAUAUUUACUUGUAACAUAAGAUAUGUAUUUUUAUCUUUUGAUCUAAUAAAAAGACUUUUGAAUUGAAUUUGAAUUGAAUCAACUGUGAUCGUUGACAUCAUUUUAUUUACAUAUCAAACAAACUGAAAUAUUUUGAAAAAAAGACAGAUUUUGAAAAAGUAAAUAGUAACUCAUAUAAUUACAGAUUUAAGAGUUCUUCCUAACGUGAUCAACCCAAAAUCCAUUGCCGAUGUCCUGUUCAGUGUGUGAGCCAAAAAUUGAACACAAAAUGUGCAGGAAAUGUAAUAUGUAUAGAUAACCAGCUUUUCUUUUUAUGUAGAAAAUUAACUGGACUCCUUCAAAGCUAAUAGACAGACUUGGCAAGGAAAUAAAUAACCCUGAAUCUGUAUAUUAUUGGUGCCAUAAAGUAAGUUACACUGCGUGGAUAACAAACGGAAAUACCUGUAGAUCUAGUUCUCGGGUUAGUAUAAAGCGAAUAUUUAACAAUUACUGAAUCCGGUUGUCGCAUGACAUAAAAAGCGAAGUUUGUGUUAUCAACUUCACCCGGAAUUAUUAUUUACUUAAAAAGAUAAAAAGACAUCCGCACACGGCGGUUCAAUUCGUCAGUUCUAGCUUGUUCCCAUUGCAGAAAAUCUUUCCUUUUUUCUUACAUAAGGUGUUUCAAAACCUGCUUUCUUUUAUUUCUUCUUUACUAGAUAUUUCAAAAUUUGCUUCCCCUAAACCGAAGGAGGCGCCAUAUUAUUUUGGUCGUGUUUCCACCUUUCUUAUUCGUAGCAUGACGUCAUAACGUUGAUAUGUUUUACAUAUCAACGUUAUGACGUCAUAACGUUGAUAUGAUUUUCUCAUAGAGAUUGUAAAAGAAUAGAGUGGGAUUUGCGGGAAAAAUCGAGGGACAAAUUGAAGCUUCCCGAUGGGGGCAAAUUACGCUAUCUGAUUGGCUAAAGUCUCGUUCACGGAUGCAGAGUUAGAUGGUUAAAGCAAGGACUAACAACUCAGAAUCAACAAGAAUACAUGGACGUUAGUGCUGGAAUGUUAGAAAUGUUUAAAUGUGGGGUUUUUUCGGUGUUAAAGAGCGGAGUUUAUGCUUCGUUGACCUUCGGCACGUAAAUUUUUUCUCAUUUUCCAUCAUUCAAAACGGAAAUCAUCCUCAUUUUUUUCCACAAGUGAAAGUAAAACAGGAUUCAAUAUUUCAAAGCAUUUGAAUUUAAGCCACACGAUAAAAAAAAAACGUUUCUUGGUUUUUGCACAUGAAUUUUGCCCCCAUUAGCAAGCUUCAAAAUGUCCCUUUCGUUUGACUAAAUUUAUCUCGCUAUUCUUUUUUAUAAUCUCUAUGGUUGAUAUGACGAUCUCACUGUUGGCUGUUACUUAACCAGAAACCAUGAACUCUUUUAGAUGAAUAGUAAUAUCUGUCUGUAAAUUAAACAAAUGUUCAAAAAGACUAAAAUAUAAACAUGCAAAGAAGUUUUUAGGAGCAUGCAACUCUGUCAAUACAAUGGUCCUUUGCUAUGUCAGAUUUUACCGAAAAUUAAUACUGUACAACCGGUAGAAAAGGUUGCGAAUUCGUUGAAGUUACCGUUUACGCGGCGAAUUAAAUUAUUUCGGAUUCCAAUGUUUCCUGAUACUGGACUGGACUGGACUGGACGAAACCGAGAUUAUUUUCUAACCGAUUUGUCACUGUGUGCACGGUUUACGUCUACUAACCGUGCUGUGUGUAAUCGACAACUGGCACCAUGGAUAAUUAAAAGCAACAAUGGGAAAGCUGGUGCCAGCCGACCAACCUAUUUAAAAUUCGUCACGAAUAAUACGCCACCUUGGCUAUAUAGAUCAUCAUUUUCUGGAAGGUUAUAUUGCAAAUAUUAUAUAGUUUUUCUGCGUUUUUCUUCGAUUUCCCUAAAUAUAUUUUCCACAUCCAUUCAAGUAUAGUUAUAUCAAAAUUCAAAAUAUCCUUUAAACCUGCCAGUGUCACGACAAAGUAAAUGUUGGUCGUCUCAGUUUUAGAUUUUUUACUUUUGUAGUCAGGAAAUUGGCGUCGCAAAAACUACCGUUGAUUUAAUUAAAAUUUUUGACGCGUGUUUCACCGUCUAAUGCUUGAAAUAUUUCCUAAAAAUGACUAACGAUAUUCAGAUAUCCCAUCGUAGAGUGGCAUGCUUAUAAGUUGUGUUUACACAUGUCACCACGCUUGCCUUUCAAGCUGGGAGACCCGGGUUCAAUCCUUGGUCGGACCUCUACACAAGGUCUUAAAAUAACUGAGGAGAAAGUGCUACCUUUACAUCGACAUGAGUAAUAUAAAUGGUUAGAAUUUGGUGUUUUCCCGGAUAACGACGUUAAAUCGUAGCUAUCUCUUAUCCCCUAUCAUUUGGGCAAUAGCCUGUUGGAAAUCCGCUCACCAAUGGGUGAGAAAACUGAACAAGUGCAUUUUUUGCUUAACUGUUCAGCUGUAUUAUUGCUAAACGUGCAAUUGUUUUGGACUUGGUGGCGUCUCCCCCAAUUUGAUAAUUAUGUCAUCAUUUUGCGCACUGAAAUCGUUUUCGUGGUCGUGAGUUUCUUAUACAGUGAUUUUAUUAUCCAUGCUGGUACUAAAACGUUUUGGGCUGAUGAAAUCUGGUGAAUCUGGAAUCUUUCACUCUAGUGUAAACGGGACCUGAAACAUUUAAAUUUAUCCACCGAAUUUACCAUGAUAGAUUUGGAUGGUUAUCAAUCUCUUUUUAGAACCAAAUUCCUGUAUUCUGUCCUGCUAUUACUGAUGGUUCUAUUGGGGACAUAUUAUAUUUGCAUUCGUACAAGAACCCUGGGCUUAUCUUGGAUUUGGUUGAAG
This is a messenger RNA of Paramuricea clavata, 3582 nucleotides long. NCBI's taxonomy places the organism in Eukaryota, Metazoa, Cnidaria, Anthozoa, Malacalcyonacea, Plexauridae. The record is from the annotation of a GenBank genome assembly.